GGCGGCGACGUCACCGGAAGGGGCCGGGCGCCGGUUGUUGUUGGAGAGGGGGAGGCGGAGGAAGAGCGGACCCGGACAGGAGAGAGCCCCGGGGGGAGGCUCCGAACAUGCACAGUCUGGCCACGGCGGCGCCUGGGCCAACAGCACUUGCCCCUGUUGACAGAGAGAAGAUUUAUCAGUGGAUCAAUGAAUUAUCAAGCCCAGAAUCUCGGGAGAAUGCGCUGUUGGAGCUCAGCAAGAAGCGGGAAUCUGUCCCUGACCUCGCUCCCAUGCUGUGGCACUCAUUUGGUACUAUUGCGGCACUGUUACAGGAAAUUGUAAAUAUCUACCCAUCAAUAAACCCACCUACCCUGACAGCACAUCAGUCCAACCGCGUGUGUAAUGCACUGGCCUUGCUACAAUGUGUGGCAUCACACCCGGAAACCAGGUCUGCCUUUCUUGCAGCACAUAUUCCAUUGUUCUUAUACCCUUUCCUGCACACCGUCAGCAAAACCCGGCCUUUCGAAUACCUGCGGCUGACCAGCCUUGGAGUAAUCGGAGCUCUGGUGAAAACAGAUGAGCAAGAGGUCAUCAAUUUCCUGCUGACCACAGAAAUUAUUCCACUUUGUCUGCGUAUUAUGGAAUCUGGAAGUGAACUCUCUAAAACUGUAGCCACUUUUAUCCUUCAGAAGAUUCUGCUUGAUGACACUGGCUUGGCCUACAUUUGUCAGACCUACGAGCGCUUCUCCCAUGUUGCUAUGAUUUUGGGUAAAAUGGUUCUUCAGCUUUCCAAAGAGCCGUCUGCCAGACUACUGAAGCACGUUGUCCGCUGUUAUCUCCGCCUGUCUGAUAAUCCACGAGCACGAGAAGCACUGCGACAAUGUCUGCCUGACCAGCUGAAAGACACCACAUUCGCCCAGGUCCUGAAGGAUGACACCACAACCAAACGCUGGCUGGCUCAGCUUGUCAAGAACCUGCAGGAGGGGCAGGUCACCGACCCCAGAGGAAUACCUCUCCCUCCUCAGUGACCAUCGGCAUAGGAAUCCCAGACACAGCUGCACCACGCAAAUAAACACAGCAAACGCACUUGGACUUUUCAGAUGAUGAUUCCUAACCCAUUGGUGUCACAGCCUCACGAAUGGACAAUUCCUGUUACCGUUCUUGCAGCUCUUCUGUGUAAAGGACGCAGGUAUCCUCUCUAACGAGAUAAUUUCAUCAGAGGCCGAACUGUAAGAAAUUGUUCUUGUUGACCAAGAGUUUGUUGCUUAAAUACUGUCCAGGUUUCUGGACGGUGGAGAAUCCUCUUCUUUCAUAAUGUUUACAGAAUAAACACGUAAUCCAGCCAGUCCUUCUGAAGUUCUAGCUGCAGCACAAAUGGGCCAAAGCAUGCACCAUACACUGCCUGUUUUCCCCUCUACAAUUCUUCCAGAGCUUGUAGCUGUGUCUGAAUUUUGGAUAUAAUAAAAAAAAAUACGUUUUUUUAUAUUUUCUGUACGUAGCUGUUCAAAUACACAAUGCACUCGUUUUACGGCAAUGUUUUCAAAAAAUUAAAACACAUGGCUUCUUGCAGGCAAAUGCAAUUA
Rana temporaria (common frog) is the source of this 1562-nucleotide messenger RNA. It is a transcript of the gene CNOT9, whose product is annotated as CCR4-NOT transcription complex subunit 9. Gene Ontology annotation, cellular component: CCR4-NOT core complex; P-body; CCR4-NOT complex. Lineage: Eukaryota; Metazoa; Chordata; Amphibia; Anura; Ranidae. Gene Ontology annotation, biological process: mRNA catabolic process; negative regulation of translation. Bases 108 to 1007 code for a protein of 299 amino acids. The transcript is spliced from 8 exons. The record is from RefSeq and is a predicted model, not a curated record.